Messenger RNA from Gongylonema pulchrum, 611 nucleotides. NCBI's taxonomy places the organism in Eukaryota, Metazoa, Nematoda, Chromadorea, Rhabditida, Gongylonematidae. The record is from the annotation of a GenBank genome assembly.
AUGACUAUAUGUUUAAAAGAUAGGGGCUGUUCUUGGUACCAGAAUCCUCAGACAUUCGAUGCUAGUAUUUGUGGGUUGUGUGGCUUCCUUUUAAUAAUGUUUAGCAUUUCUGAAUUGUCAAUUCGGGUAAAUAUGACAUAUCAGUCUUGCGCAGAAUGCUCAAUUUUAGGAGACGUAUACGAAAUCGAUGUGCUCAGUGCAGUGCUCAGGUCUGAUCUCAAAGCAUUUCGCGAUGCAAUCAGUAUUCUCAAACGAAGAGUCGUCCAACAAGUAUCUGAUGAUCGGUUUGAACCUCAUUUGCUGGAACAGAUCGAUCAAAAUAUUCAGCAGAACAAUCCGUACAUUACAACACCGGUGAAACUGGAGCAAUCGCUGAUGGAAGGCGUUUAUAAUAAGGUGGUUCUCACGGAAAAGAAUAUUCCCAGCCCAUAUUAUGCUCUUUUUAUUCGCAUAUCAAUGGAUACUGUCCGGGAUGAAAUAGCGUCAUGUAUCGAAUGUUCCUUUAAAAAAGUUUCGCAAAACGAUGCUGCCCAAUUGUUAUUAUUCAACAACGUUAAUGAAGUUACUCCGUUCGCCAAAAAGGUAUCGUGUUUUACCGUAUUCUUCUAGUC